Messenger RNA from Racocetra persica, 361 nucleotides. NCBI's taxonomy places the organism in Eukaryota, Fungi, Glomeromycota, Glomeromycetes, Diversisporales, Gigasporaceae. The record is from the annotation of a GenBank genome assembly.
UUCUAAUUCUACCCUAUCUAUCAUAGCGAAUAGAUCAGAUAUUUGUAAGAACUUUCCUAUUAGUGUAGAAUCUGUCAUUAAGGGUAGGAUGAGCUUAUUCACUAUCAAAAAAAAUAAACAAUCAUCACUCCAGAAUCUAAUCCAAAUGAACUAUUCUAGUGAUAACUUGUCUACGUUGAUAGGAAUAAUUUGGGAGCAUGAAGAGACAAAAGCUUGGAGGAAUAAUAUACUCAUGAAAUUUCUCCAUCACUCGAAUUUAACUCCUUCGAAACAUAGACCAGGCACUUUAUAUGAUGCAUUUACCAAGACAAAUGCUUUAGAACUGGAACAUAUAUUAGCUCUAAUGCGAGCACUUGAUUAA